AACGAUAAGCGCAUUUAUAUACAUUUAAUAGUAUUUAUUUUACUGUCUUAUAAGACAACAGAUCCUGUAUAAUCCUUUUUUCAUUAAACCAGGAUAACUGGAAUGAUGCACUCGAACUGGAGAGGUUGUAAGGAUUGGGCAGACUUUGAUAUCCCAUUGACAACUACUAGCGAUGAAGCCAGUAAACAGUUCGAUGCUGUGUUAACUCAGUAUGUCGGAUGGUACGAGGAAGACUCGGUUGGCGGUAUCGAUAACAGUAUUAAUAAAAUGAUUGAAGCAGACCCAGAGUUUGUUUUGGGUCAUGUAAUGAAGAACGGAUUAGAAUUAUCAAGCCUGUGUAAAAACAUCAACGCAAAUGAAGAAUUAAGAGAAGAUAUAAAGUGCAUGGUUGAUAAAGCUACAAAACAAUAUAUAACAACAAGGGAGAAGAAGCAUGUUUCAGCAGUUAAGCUCUGGGCAGAAGGUGAUCUGACAAAAGCAUGUGAAGUAUGGGAAGACAUAUUAAUGGAGCAUCCUACAGAUAUGCUGGCUGUAAAGUUUGCUCAUGAUUGUUAUUACUGUUUAUCACAUCAUCAUCAAAUGAGAGAUUCUAUCGCACGUAUUCUUCCAUUCUGGAACCAGUCUAUACCACUUUAUGGAUACCUAUUAGGAAUGCAUGCAUUUGGACUGGAGGAAACGUGUUUGUAUAAUGAAGCAAAGAAACAAGCCGAAAGGGCACUAGAAAUAAACAGACAUGAUGCCUGGGCCUCUCAUGCUAUGGCCCAUGUGUAUGAGAUGACAGGAAAAUAUGAUGAAGGAAUCAAAUUUAUGUCCAGUACAGAGAAUGAUUGGAAGGUUUGUGGAAUGACUUCAUGUCACAAUUAUUGGCACUAUGGUCUUUUCUAUAUAGAAAAGGGAGAAUUUGAUGAAGCACUUGGACUCUUUGAUAACGAGAUUGGAAGAAGGGCAUUCAAAUCCAAAUCAACCAUGGAGAUCGCUAAUUCCGUAUCAUACCUGUACAGACUAAGACUUGAAGGUGUACCUGUAAUUGAGAAAUUCAAAGACUUCAAUUCACUUUGUACUCAUCAUUACGACGAUCAUGCACUGGGAUUUCUUGAUACCAGUUAUAUGAUGGCAUGUCUUGGGGCAAACGACAUGGAUUCAGCAAAAAAGCUAACAGAUUCUAUUAGAAAAUUUUUAAGUGAUGGUAAAGGCAACACAUGUGAGAGUAUGAAAUCUGUUGGUUCAGAUUUAUGUGAGGCACUCAUUGCAUUUGAAGAUGGACAGUUCGACAAAGCUGUGGAUAUCAUUUAUCCUAAACGAUAUCAGAUCAUCAACUUAGGUGGUAGUAAUGCUCAGAGAGAUGUCAUUAAUUUGUUCUUAAUUCAUGCUGCAUUAAAAUCGGAAGAAAAGAGACACAGAAAUUUAGCUAAGAUGUUGAUAUUUGAAAGGAAAAGCCUCAAAGAGAAUUCCCCCCUUACCGAUCGAUUAAUUGCAAAACUUGUAACAGUGUAAAUGGAGAAGAACGAGUAGAACAUCAUUGGACAAUAUCUCAAAAAGUAAAAUAACAAAAAUACGGAACUCCAAGGAAAAUUCAAAACGGAAAGUUCCUUAACAAAUGGCAAAAUCAAAAGCUCAAACACAUCAAACGAAUGGAAAACAACUGUCAUAUUCCUGACUUGGUACAAAAUUCCUGUAUUGUAUCAAGCUUGUUGUUGAAUAAGAACAAGGUUGCAUGGCAAACGCAUCAAACGCAAUCAACGAAUUAAACAUCCUUCCAAUCUAAAAUUUGGUGAUAAGUGUACGCGUAUUAUAAAAGCAUUUUGUCAACAUACUGGUAGGAUGUUCCAUCGUAUUGACAAAGCCGAACAUUAAAAAGGCCCCCCCCCCCCCCAAAAAAAAAAAAAUAAAAAAAAAACUCUCAUUAAAAGAGGUAUUGAGUUUAUCAAACUUUACUAGCAUUUUUAAUAACUGUGAAACAUCGAAGUUUAGAUAUUUAAUUAAGGUGUAAUACCACCAUUGAUUUUCCCCUAUUAGUCUUUGUUAAAUUUGCACUUUUCAAAAAAUUGUGCAGAAUUAAUCUUUGUUUCAAAUAAAGAAAUACUUGGCAUGAGUAAAGUUUUAUCCUGUCCAGUACUAUAGAAAAAAUUUCACAUAACAUUUCGUUGCAUAUAAGAAAAUAACCAUCACUGGAAGUUAACCAAUCAAAUUUUCACCUCUUUUUUUUUACCUGUGUACAAGCUUUAGUAACUAUGUAACCUCAAGUUUCAAAAAUAUUCUAUAGAAACCCCAAAUAAAAAAAUAAUGGUGCUUUGAAAUACCCAAGAUAUAUGUUUAUGACCCAGAAAUGUUUUACUGCAAUGAAAUGUAGGAUUAAUUACCUACAACUGUCAAUUUCAAGGGAAUAUUUUUUUUCGACCUAUUUUCGUAUGCAGCCGGAUGUGACGUACUAUGAUUUGGUGGUACAUCGUUCAAAACCGAGAGGUUAUAAACUUAUUUAAAACGUAUUGUGUUCGUACAGGCUAACAAUGCAGCCAUCAAUGUGGUAGUGGCAUGAUGUAGAUACUAUACAGAAGUUCUUAUAAAUACGACGACAGUAGUUUACUAACGUCAAAUCUCGUCAAUUACGAUGAUACAAUUCAAGGUAACAAACAAAAACUGAGUCUUAUGAAUUAAAUUAUUAGUUCUUAUAAUUCAAUGCCAUGCAUUCCACAGAGAGUAAAAUACGUAACAAUCGUAUCAUAACCACAUCUCAGUUAAGGCCACCUCUGAACAUUUGAAGGUCCCUACUAUGCAUUGGUGACCUAAACUACACAAAACUCGAUCAAAUAUCGUUUUAAAUCGGCUUUUAGUAAAUAUAUUACAACUAAUAUUUCUGUGCUUCUAGUUAGUUCUCUAAUCAAAAUUUAGAAUAAAACUUGCUACUAGUAAUAACUUUUGUAAUAAAGCAUUUGCAAAUAGUGGAAGAAUGUUUGGAGUGUAAAUAACUCUUGAUAUUAUAGAUGAAUUACGUGCUUUUGAUGGUCUUUUCAAUUCGGUUGUUAGUUAUAUUGUUUGUUAAUAUAUAAAUAACACAUAGCUGAGAGGGUGAUAGAGCAGAUUGUUACCCCGAGAAAACAUUGUCAACUGAGGCGAAGCCAAGGUUGACAAUGUCUUUUCGAGGGGUAACAAUCUGCUCUAUCAUCCUAUCAGAUAUGUGUUAUUUAAUUUAUUAUACUGAAUGUUCUGUUAUUACUGUCGAUAAAAUUUCAAAUUCAAGUAAUAAACUAUGACGUCUUGUACAUAACAACCAUCCGUAUUUAAUAAAGCGCACACUUGAUCAAGCGUCUCCGUGAAUGGUAAUAGAGUAUUUGCCAUAUGAUAGCGUCGUAUCUUAUGAAGCACACACUUAAUCAAGCGUCUCCGUGAAGGGUUAUAGAAUAUUUACCAUAGAAUAGAGUUAAUUGUCUCACUCGAAUUAACCAAUCAAAAUCUGGCAUUUUGACAUGAAGCAUAAUAAUAUAUAAGUUUCGUCAAAAAGCAUCGACAGGUUGUAGGUAUUCCUAUAGGCACCCAUUCAAGACCUGUUCUAUCAGACUUGUUCUUGUAUAGUCAUGAAUCACGGUGUAUGGCCAAAUUCAGUAAAGAUCCGUCUUAUGUCAUGUAGUUAAUAGAUUUAAUAACAUAUACCGUAGCCUUGAUGAUAUUUUUGCUUUAGAUAACCAAGAAUUCUUUCUUUAUACCGAGGAAAUUACCCCGGGUAACUUUAAAUACCUGAAACAGCAAUCAUGUUCUUUUUCUAGAAUAGGAUAUUUCAGUAUCACACGGAUAAUUGUAUACUGAAAUUUACGACGAGACGAUUUUUCUUUCCCUAUUGUUAAUUUUCCUUUUUUGGACAGUGAUGUUAUUUUAUCCCACUCUUACGGUGUGUACAUUUUCCAACUAUGACCCGUGUCUGAAGUGGCGAUUUAGUUUCGCUACUCUUGGUAACCAUGCACAUCCCUCAUUCUUUGUUUUAUCUUCUUUUAAAAUGUUUAAUGAGAUUUAAACAUCGGUAAACUACUGUUGCCUCAAAUUUUAUUUCAAUCUUAUUUUUGAAACCCGAUAUUUUUCAAUGUAAAUGACCAGACAUCAUAUGUAUUUUAUAAAAAUUUGCAUGUAAUAUAAUUUUUAAAAAUGGUAUAUAAGUUUAUCCCAAUGGGAUUGUUUAAAAAAAUGGAAUAUUUAUCAAACUGUUUCUUAAGUUUAAACUUGAUUGUGAAUUUUUAAAUAUUUAUUGCUUUGUUGAUUAUUUAUGUAUGUUAUUGUGUCGUUUGUAACCAUGCAAAUAUCAUUAAAUUCAUUUUGUUUUUGUUUUAA
Molecule: messenger RNA, 4317 nt
Organism: Mytilus californianus (California mussel)
Lineage: Eukaryota; Metazoa; Mollusca; Bivalvia; Mytilida; Mytilidae
Product: tetratricopeptide repeat protein 38-like
Exons: 14
Coding region: 103-1494 (463 amino acids)
Molecular function (GO): protein binding
Source: RefSeq, a predicted model, not a curated record